AUGGAACAGGAUAAAGACUACAUACUACCUUUUGAACCUUCCAAUUGGGAAAAAUGGAAGAGAUCUAUAAUGAUAUUUAUUUUGUCUCAAAAUAUAACUAAGGAUACACAAAAGCAAGCUAUCAUACUGCACAGAGGUGGACAAGAGCUACAAGAUAUUUUUUUUGGAAUACCAGAGCAUGGUAAUCCACCUGAUGGAACAACGGUAUUUCAACACACAAUAAAUUUGUUAGAUCAGCACUUUAUACCAAAGGUAAAUCCAGUAUUUGAAAGACAUGUUUUCAGGAAAAUAAGACAAGAAGUUAAUGAGUCAGUCGGACAGUUUAUAUCAAAGCUAAGACAACAAGUAGCUAAAUGUGGUUUUGCUGAUGCUGACACAGAGAUGUGUGAUCAAAUUAUAGAACAUUGUACAUCUGACGAACUUAGACGGAAGUUACUCGAGAAAAAUAACUUGAGCUUGUCAGAAAUCAUAGAAGAGGCCAAGCGGUUCGAGUUAGUAGUGCAACAAGCAGAUACACUUGGAAAAAACGGAAAAGAAAUGGUAAAUAAAGUUACAAAGUAUGAAAAAAAAAAGCAGUAUAAAAUGGAAAAGUUGAAAACCAGAAGUAAGGCAUGCUACAGAUGCGGGAACGAAAAUCACUUAAAAAAUGAUCCUAGUUGUCCGGCGAAAGACAAAAAAUGUGGGCGUUGUGGUUUAAUCGGGCAUUUUAAAGCGUACUGCAGAACAAAGUUACCUGCAAAUACAAAAGAGCCAGGUAAAAGAUAUUCACAGCAAAUGUCGAGGAGUAAUAAAAUAAAUGCAGUCGAAGAAGCAAAAAGUGACGAUGAAGCUAUAGUGUUCCAAAUAUCAAAAAAAAAAGAUUUGGUGACAAAUUUGGUAAUAUGCAAAGUUGGUGGCACAGAUGUUAAAUUCUUAAUUGAUUCAGGAUCAAGUUGUAAUAUAGUAUCAGAACAAACCUGGAAAAGAAAUAAAAUCAAUUAUGAAAAAAAAGAAAGUGAAGUAUCUCAAAAGUUAUAUGCAUACUCUAGCAAGAAACCACUUGAAGUUAUAGAAAAAGUAAGAACAACCAUCAAGGUGUCAGACCGUGAAGAAAUAGUGGACAUAUUUGUGGUAAAAGGUAAUAACCAAUCAUUACUAGGGUAUGAAACUUCAGUAAAGUUGGGACUCUUAAAAAUUGGAUUAAAUAUAAAUGAAAUAACGUCAAAAACUUUUCAAUACAAAAGUAAAUACCCAAAUCUGUUUAAUGGGAUUGGCAAGUUAAAAGGAAAACAGGUUCAACUGCACAUCAACGAAGUUAUCAAGCCAGUUGCACAACAACAUAGAAGGAUUCCAAUACAUUUGAGAAAUCAACUAGAAAAUGAACUACUAAGACUUGAAAAAUUAGACAUAAUUGAAAAAGUGGAUGGACCAACACCCUGGGUCUCUCCCAUAGUCUUAGUUCCUAAAAAAAAUGGAGAAGUAAGACUUUGUGUUGAUAUGAGAAGACCAAACGCAGCCAUCGAAAGAGUGCGUCACGUGACCCCAACUAUUGACGAUAUAAUAAGUGCUGUUUAUGGGUCGAAAGUAUUUUCAAAAUUAGAUCUCAAUGAAGGAUACCACCAGUUAGAGUUAGAGUGUGCUUCAAGGUCUAUUACUACAUUUAGCACCCAUGUUGGCUUAAGACGAUACAAAAGACUGAACUUUGGAAUUAACAGUGCGGCAGAAGUUUUCCAAGACGAAAUCAGACAGGUACUUGUAAAUAUUCCCAAUGUAAUGAACGUUAGCGAUGACAUACUGAUAUAUGCCAAAUCUCAAGAUGAACACGACAAUAUCUUGGAAAAAGUACUUAGUCGGUUACAGGAAAAAGGACUGACAUUAAAUUAUGAAAAAUGUUUAUUCAGUGUCAAGAAGCUCAUAUUCUUUGGGUACCAGUUUAGUGAACAGGGCGUCGAGAUAGAUAAAAAAAAAAUCGAAGCAUUUAUACAACUCAAGCCACCAUCAAAUGUGUCUGAGGUAAGAAGUGUACUAGGCAUGAUAAACUACUGUGGAAGAUUUAUUCCAAACCUAGCAGAGAAAACAAAACCAUUAAGAAAUCUAAUUACAGCAAACAGAAAAUGGUCAUGGAGCACCACAGAACAAACAGCAUUUGAAGAGUUAAAAGAAAGUAUUGUAAAAAAUGUAAGUAACGCUUACUAUGACAUACAUAAACAAACUGAAUUAAUUGUUGACGCAGGACCAGAAGGCAUUGCUGCCAUUUUGGCACAAUCACCGAAUAAGAUAAUUGCUUGUGCAAGUAAGGCACUAAACCAAGUUGAAAAAAGAUACUCACAGAUAGAAAAGGAAAUGUUAGCUGCAGUAUGGGCGGUUCAACAUUUCAAAUUGUAUUUAUUGGGUUCCAAUUUUAUACUAAAAACAGAUAACAAACCGUUAGUCUCAAUCCUAAGCAGUCAAACAAAAGAGACAUCUGUAAGGUUGGAACGAUUCAGAUUAAAGCUACAAGGAUACAACUUCAAAGUAGUACAUACGAAAGGUAACACAAAUCCAUCAGAUUUCAUGUCAAGACAUCCAAUAAUUAAUAAUAUGAAGAACAACGACUGGGAUAGUGAAGUGGAAGAACAUGUGAAUACAAUAGCAGAACUAGCAAUACCAAAAACAAUGACAAGAAAAGAAGUAGCAGAACAUUCGAACAAUGACGAGGAGAUCACAAAAGCAAAAAAAGCACUAUUGGAGAAAACUUUGCUAGAAUCAGAAUAUAGACCAUUCAAAGAUGAGCUGGCAAUUACAAGUGAUGGACUAUUAUUAAAGCAGAACAAAAUAGUAAUACCCAAAACGUUAAGAAAGAAAGUAGUUAAAUUGGCACAUACGGGACACCAAGGUAUUGAAAAAACAAAAUCAUUGUUAAGGAGCAAAGUAUGGUUUCCAAACAUGAAUAAAAUGGUAACAGCAGAAACGAACACAUGCAUUCCAUGUCAAGCAGCUACACCAAAAACAAGUACAAAUCCGAUUAUGAGUUCAGAGUUACCGCCAGGACCAUGGGAAAAUUUGGAUCUAGACUUUGGUGGACCAUUUCCCAACGGUAAAUAUACACUUGUUAUAAUAGAUGAAUAUUCUAGGUAUCCAAUUGUAAGAAUAAUCAAUAAUUUAAAGACUGAAACAGUAGUCUAUGAGUUAAAAAAAAUGUUCAUGGAAUUUGGUUUACCUGAGUGCAUAAAAACAGACAACGGACCACCAAUGAAUGGGACAUUGUUUAGUCAAUUUCUAAAUUCAUUUGGAAUUAAACACAGAAAAGUAAUGCCAUGUUGGCCACAAGCGAAUGGGACUGUGGAGCGCUUCAUGAGAACAUUAGGUAAAGCAAUCAAAACAUCAAUAAUUUCUCAAAAGAAAUGGGAAGAAGCAAUUGAUGAGUUCCUGAUGUCAUAUCGAACAACACCACAUACCACCACAAAGGCAACACCAGCAUCACUAAUGUUCAGAGGAAAAUUUAGGACUUGGUUACCAGAAAUGAAAAACAUAGAGACAAAUGAUGAUGACGAGGAAACAGACACAAGAAUAAGACAAAACGAUACAAGGAAUAAAAACAUAAGUGCAACAAACAGUGACGCAAGACAUGCAGCAACAGAGCAUGAACUAGAAGUUGGAGACACAGUACUAGUUAAACAAAAGGAAAUAAAUAAAUACUCAACACCAUUCAACCCAGAACCUCUGGAGAUAAUUGAAGUCAAGGGAACCAUGAUCACUGGGAGAAGAGAUGACCAAGGACAAGUAACUAGGAACGCAUCACACUUCAAAAAAAUCACUACUGAAGAACCAAGGAGAGGUGAAAGGCUGAAGAGAACUCCAAAACAUUUUGAAGAUUACACUGUGUAA
Molecule: messenger RNA, 3846 nt
Organism: Macrosiphum euphorbiae (potato aphid)
Lineage: Eukaryota; Metazoa; Arthropoda; Insecta; Hemiptera; Aphididae
Source: the annotation of a GenBank genome assembly